Messenger RNA from Uloborus diversus, 832 nucleotides. RefSeq names its product proteasome subunit beta type-3-like (gene Prosbeta3). The coding region runs from base 124 to 741 and encodes 205 amino acids. The record is from RefSeq and is a predicted model, not a curated record. Gene Ontology annotation, biological process: proteasome-mediated ubiquitin-dependent protein catabolic process. Gene Ontology annotation, cellular component: proteasome core complex, beta-subunit complex; proteasome core complex. The transcript is spliced from 6 exons. Lineage: Eukaryota; Metazoa; Arthropoda; Arachnida; Araneae; Uloboridae.
UUUUUUUUGGCAAUAAUGUCUCACGGUUACGUUUCAUCACAGUUAAAGAGUGAUUCGGCGAUUUGUGUUUGGGAAGAAAAGUUUCACAAAUUCGGUGGUUCUGCCUUGUAACUCGAAAGAAGAAUGAGUAUAUUCAGUUACAAUGGAGGUUUAGUCAUUGCCAUGACUGGCAAGAACUGUGUUGCUAUUGCAGCUGACAGAAGGCUUGGUGUCAGAGCUCAAACUGUUGCUAUGGAUUUUCAAAAGAUCUAUGAAAUGGGACCAAGGUUAUUCAUGGGGCUGCCUGGAUUAGCCACAGAUGCUGCAACUGUAUCUCAAAAGCUAAAAUUUCGACUGAAUAUGUAUGAACUUAGAGAAGGGAGAGAGAUGACACCUAAAACAUUUGCUUCUGUUGUGUCAAAUAUGCUCUAUGAACAAAGGUUUGGACCUUUUUUUGUGGAACCCGUGAUAGCUGGCUUGCACCCAAUCACUUAUGAACCUUAUAUCUCUGCCAUGGAUGUCAUUGGGUGCAUAAAUAUGACAGAAGAUUUUGUUGUUGCUGGUACAGCUACUGAACAAGCUCAGGGAAUGUGUGAAGCAUUGUGGGAACCUGAUAUGGAACCGGAAGAUCUUUUUGAAAAAAUAUCUCAAGCUUUAGUAAAUGCUUUUGAUAGGGAUGCUAUUUCUGGCUGGGGAGGUAUAGUACAUGUAAUUGAAAAAGACAAAAUAACAACUAAGAUUUUAAAAACGAGGAUGGAUUAAGCAAGUUAUGUUAUUUUCUGCAUUCAAAAGUGUUGAAGAAAAAUGUCUGUUUUCAGAAUGUACAAAGUAUCAUUAAACCUUUUUUUAUAAA